AUGAAGAAGCAAUCUCCACCUAGAACCAGAAGUACUUCGACGCUGGCUUCGUCAGGUAAGCCGAUGCUAGCAGAACGAACUCACACAGGACCUAAUAUGUCUCUACCACAUAAAGUAUAUUCCAAGAAACCCCUAUCCAAAAUGGAGAACAUGAACCUCAACGAUACCAAGAUGAUUUCUAGUUUCAACAGUGAUGGCAUUGAAAAAAAUGUUAGCCAAAUGAUAUGUGCUUUCUGCAAUGAACUUCUCUCGAGGUGUCUUCCUGGUGAAAUUGCAGUCAGCCUUACAUGUGGGGAUAUGUGCCACAAGACAUGUUUUGGAGUGAUGGUUGAUCGGAAGCACAUGGAUAGGAAACUUCAAUGCGGAUUAUGUAGAAAGCAGACUUGGUGUACCAAUAACAAUCUCGUGGAAAUGUUGGUUUCCUCGGUUGAUAACGAAGAUUUCGUGCUCAAUACGAAUCCAGACGAAUCUUCUCAAGAUGGCAGCUCGAGAAACCAGUUUUCAACUCCCAGAACACACGAAGAAUUCCCUGCUUUCACAAAUCUUAACAACGAACAAAGUAGACUCGAAAUCUAUAAACCACAGAUAGAGCUUUCUUGUGACCCAAGACCAUUGGAACUUGGCCUGGACAAAAUACAAGAUUUCAAAUGCGUGCUCACAGUUAAAGCUCCUCAGAUCUUCCUGAAAAGUGAUAUAACCUCUGAAGAUGUAAAAUAUAAAAACGACGUCGAGGCUGAAAUCUACAAAUAUUUCCACAGUCAGAUAAAGAAUUGGCAAGAAACAGGGUUGGCCCCUAAUCCGGACCAAUUGGGUAAUUUGGUAAUGUUUGAUAACUUGUAUAUCAGCACGAACGAAGUAGAAUGGGAUAUUGUCAAGGUAUUCUUGUUUUCCAAGAUUAUUUUGUUUUCUAGAAAAGAUGAAAUGAUAGGUAAGAUCAUGAUAAGAGAGGAUAUCAGCAGCAUAAAUAAGUUCUCUGGAGGAAUUAUUCUUAAUUUGAGAAAUGGAGCCAUCCCUGAGUUCUAUUUUAGACACACCAACCCAUUAAUCAUUGCAAAAUGGGAGUCAAUAAUAAUACAAUAUUUCAAGUGGAACAAAUUAGAUCCUUUAAACAGAUUUCAAAUCACUACCAAUGCUUUCGAGAUUAUUCCAAAUGUAGACUUUCCAGAAGACGUACGAAAUCUUGCAACUAUGAUAGACGAAGAUAGGGAUAUCCCUUCGGAGUAUUUCGCAAAAUCUAUUGCGUUACCUGAGCCAUACCCCUUGAAUUUGAUAAUCUGUGUUCCAUUGGCGAACUUAUCGGGGCUACCAAAUUCAGAAUAUAAAAGAUUAAUCAUCGAUUUUCUCCAUCAAAUAAGGCAGAGCCUUAGAGUCUUUGAUAGAAUGGGGUUGGUGUUUACUGGCAGAGAUGGUAAUGGGAAGAUAGCAAACAAAGGGACAUUUGUAAGUUGUACUAACAAGUCCUGGACAGGGUGGGAUAGAGUUCUUAAUGAUGUUUUUGUUUAUUCUGAAGGGGUGCCUUUCAGCAAUGAAACAGAGGAAUUAAAAGUCACGAUAGAUAAGAUUGUAGAUUUGAAGCCAUUUGUUCUGAACACCUCCAAUUUUGUUAAUAAGGUUUUAAUUUUGAACGGCAACAACUACAGACGGGAACAAUCAGUAAGCAAUCAGGGUGUCAAUAAAAUCAUUCUUCAAAAGAAGCUCAACUCAUUGUUAGAAAGAUUUUCAAUAACAAUAUUAAGAGUUGGAGGGUACACGGAAAGUUUCACUACUUUCAAUGAACUCAUAAUGAACCCAAACGAUGACAUAGAGGCAGAGGAACUAGUCUUGUCAUUUGGAUCUAGCUUCUUUCGAUUUGAUUCAUUUUCAGACUUGAACGAAAGAAUUUCCUACAUCAUGAACUGGAAGAUUCAACAGACGUGUAUUCCAUCGAUAAGAGUGGACAUAUCAAAAUUUGAGCUCAAUCAAAACUUGUUGAAAUUCAACGAGAUCGAGAUAAAUGGACUUAUGAAAAAAUUGAACAAGGUUGAAGAUAUUGUCUUGUUCGUCAAAGACAUCACUCCAGGCACUGAAAGAAACAUAAUAAUAGGGCUCCAGACGCUAACACCUUGCAACAACCGGCCACAACUACCAGUGCAGGAAGAGGAAAUGGCAAUAUUACAAUAUACUUCGUCGUGGAUAACCACUAGGGAGAAAAUGAAAAUUUGCUACAAGAGGCUAGAUGAUCGAAAUCAAGGCACUCACCAUGAGAAUAUGGCCAGCAAAAAGAUAGCUGAAGAGAAAGAGACUCCACCAGCCGAAUCAACUUCACCACCUAUGCCAAGCUCGCCGCUCACUUCCGAGAGUCUUGCAAGACGCCAAAUGGAACUUUCGAUUAUGGAGGCUUUACUGGAUCAGAAGAUAAGUCUACGAGACUAUCGAGACAAGAUAAACAGAGCCAUACAUAUUGUACAAGGAUAUACAGAAGGGAGUGGCGGUUCACCAGGGAGCAGCAGCCCAGCAGAUAGCAGCAGCAGUUCACAAGGCUCCCGAAGGGGAUUCUGUUGCAAAGGUAACCUCGAUCUCGAUCUCGAGAAAGUCAAGCUUCGUCGGUUCCGAGAUAACUCCCAAUAUUCAGAGUAUAUCGCAAGACACUUGGAGAAGAUUCGAGACCUUGAUGCAUCUAAUGCAGCCCUAAAGUGUCAGGAUCUCCAUUUGUCUCUAGAAUGA
This is a messenger RNA of Scheffersomyces stipitis CBS 6054, 2703 nucleotides long. RefSeq names its product cyclin-dependent protein serine/threonine kinase inhibiting protein (gene FAR1). The record is from RefSeq and is a predicted model, not a curated record. NCBI's taxonomy places the organism in Eukaryota, Fungi, Ascomycota, Pichiomycetes, Serinales, Debaryomycetaceae. The transcript has a single exon. Bases 1 to 2703 code for a protein of 900 amino acids.